Hibiscus syriacus is the source of this 931-nucleotide messenger RNA. Its product is annotated as 20 kDa chaperonin, chloroplastic-like. The transcript has 6 exons. Gene Ontology annotation, cellular component: chloroplast; mitochondrial matrix. Gene Ontology annotation, molecular function: protein-folding chaperone binding; protein folding chaperone; ATP binding. NCBI's taxonomy places the organism in Eukaryota, Viridiplantae, Streptophyta, Magnoliopsida, Malvales, Malvaceae. Gene Ontology annotation, biological process: positive regulation of superoxide dismutase activity. The record is from RefSeq and is a predicted model, not a curated record. Bases 99 to 869 code for a protein of 256 amino acids.
UAAUAAAACUCUUUUUGUAACACACUAGGGUUUUUGUCUUCCAAGCAGCCAAACCAACCCAGCCCUUAUCCUUCCCAAAACCAUCUUCUUCAAAGAGAAUGGCUACAUCUCAACUAACAGCACCGUCAGUGACGGCAUCAGCAAGGAACUUGGCUUCAUUUGAAGGGCUUGGGCAUUCCACUGUGAAAUUCGCUUCCUUUGGAACAUUAAAGCCUGGGACUUUGACCCACAGGUCCUUUAAAGGAUUGGUUGUUAAAGGGGCUACCGUUGUUGCUCCUAAAUACACUUCGAUUAAGCCAUUGGGUGAUAGAGUGUUGGUGAGGAUCAAAGAAGCGGAGGAGAAGACCGAGGGCGGCAUUUUGCUUCCGACGACUGCUCAAUCGAAGCCUCAAGGAGGUGAGGUAGUUGCUGUUGGUGAAGGGAAGACUGUUGGGAAGACAAAAGUGGAAUGUUCUGUGCAGUCUGGAGCUCAGGUCAUAUAUUCCAAGUAUGCCGGGACGGAGAUCGAGUUCAAUGGUGCAAAUCAUCUUCUCCUAAAGGAGGAGGACAUUGUUGGGAUUCUUGAAACGGAUGACAUCAAAGAUCUCAAGCCUUUGAACGAAAGAGUUCUAAUCAAGGUUUCAGAAGCCGAGGAGAAAACCGCUGGAGGUUUGUUGCUGACGCAGGCAACCAAGGAAAAACCAUCCAUUGGCACGGUGAUAGCGGUCGGACCUGGAACUUUAGAUGAUGAAGGUAACAUGAAACUGCCAUCGGUCGCAGCCGGAAAUACGGUCCUGUAUUCGAAGUAUGCCGGGAAUGAUUUUAAGGGCAACGACGGUAGUGAUUAUAUUGCUCUGAGAGCAUCUGAAAUAAUGGCUGUACUGUCUUAGAUGUCUAGUAAGAUUGUGGUUUAGGUUUCCAAGUUAAAACUGAAUUCAGCGGAUUUUGAGCA